AUGGUCCUAGCCCAUUCACCACCGCGUAAGGCGGCCAAUACUCGCCCCCCAGACAGGAACCGCAGGAACCUCACCCGCAUCUCCGAGACUCCUACGGACAUUAUCACACAACAGACUCCCCCGCCGCUACCCACCACCACCUCUAGAGCGGGGCAUUCACGCUCUCACUCCCCGCGGUCACCCCCGCCCAGGGGAAGGGCCCCUGUACGUUCACCUCCCCAGCGACUCCAGCGAAUCAUGCAGUCACCAUCACCGUCCACUUCUCACGGUGCUCCCACCUCCCCGUCGCCCCUGCGGACGCCCCCACCCCAGUUGCCCCGACCGAGAUCAUCUUUCUCCCCCCCCGCAACCCCUUCUCGGGGAUACAUGUCGCCACCUAGCACUCCGGCCAGCAGGCGUGGGUCGAUAAGCCGUGUGGGGGAGGAUAUCCCGGCGUCCUGGGAAUCACUCUCACCGCAGUCGGAUAUCACCCCCGCACUCGUUUACUCUCCGUCGUCUACCCUCACCCCCGCGCCGUCGAACUUGCCGCCCCCGGCUGCUACACCGGCGCUGACGCACCCCCAGCCCACCCAAAGCCAAGUUGUGACUCAGCCUCCCUCAGUCGCAAUCGCGGCGGCGACGGUCGCCCCGCAAGCGACACCAGCCCCCACCUUCCCCACCGCGCUCCAAACGACACUCUCCUUUAUCUCGGACUCGGCCAAGGAAAUUAUCGCCAAGAUUUCCGAGGGCAAGAGCGUGACCAGCGGUAACAAGAAGCGCAUAAAGGAGCUGGCGCAAUCUAUCAUGGGCGCGGUGGAGGGGUCCCGAAACGAGACUCCGCCCGAGCUCCCGAAGCCGGUUUCGGACGCGGUCCUCCAUGCCAUCCGGGAGACUAUUAGGGACGAACUAAAGGGACAUGCGCCUACUCAUGUUCCCACUCCCCACCCCGCCCCUCUACCUACCUCAACCCCCCCAGCGCCCCAGUCGAGGUCCUUCGCGACGGUAGCUGCCACCUCUCCACCCAAACGUCCUUCGCCAAUGCCUCGUACCCAGCCGGCUAUAAUCAUCAAGGCCAAGGAGGCCGGUGACAAGCAACCGGAUGUCUAUAGCGAGUGGCGCAAAAACAUCAAGUUCAGAAACACCACAUUCGCUCCCUCGAAAGUGCGCACCUUGCGCAACAACACGGUGAAGGUAAAUUUCGACAACGCCGCGCAGAGGGAUGAGACACUGGCGAGGGUCAACGAAGUCCCGGGUAUAGUCGCGGAGAAAUCCAAACUCAGGAAACCCCUCAUUAUCCUAAAAGGCGUGAGCAAGGAGACAGACAAGGACGAACUGUUGGAGAUCGUUGCCAGCCAAAACCAAGUGGCUGCCGGCGACCUUCGACUAUGUUUCCUCCUUAAAAACCGCAAUGACAAUCUUUAUAACGCGGUACUGGAGGUAGCCCCCGCAAUUCGACGCGCGUUUGUCGAAGAGGGUCGCGUGAACGUGGAGCAUCAGAGGGUGCACGUGGCGGAUUUCAGCCGCUUUGUACAAUGCCGCAAAUGUCUGCAGUUUGGACACACAGGCAACAAAUGCUCAGCUGACUUCUACCCGUGCGGCCACUGCGGCUCCGCUACGCACCACAUCACUACGUGCUCAUACAGAACAGACGCAACCAAGAUGACCUGCUACAACUGUAAAAAAGCAAACAGCACCAACACCAAACACUCCGCCCUCGACGCUAAAUCUUGCCCCAAAAUCCUCAACGCCUUAAAAUCCCUCAACGACACAACCGACUAUGGUUAUUAG
Molecule: messenger RNA, 1767 nt
Organism: Plodia interpunctella (Indianmeal moth)
Lineage: Eukaryota; Metazoa; Arthropoda; Insecta; Lepidoptera; Pyralidae
Exons: 1
Coding region: 1-1767 (588 amino acids)
Source: RefSeq, a predicted model, not a curated record